AUGGGCGCGAAGAAGAAGUCGGGGCGGGCAGCAGGCAGCUCCAACGCCGUGCAGCACGACGUGUCGCCGCCACCCGAAGAGGCGCCGCUGCACGACGAGGAGGACAUCGACUUCGACGACGUUCUGCUGGGGGACGAUGAGGAGGCUGCGGCGUACGAUGACGACAUUCACGACGAUGACGACUUCGAGGUAAAGGCGGAGAAGUACCGCAGGAAAAUGCUUGCGCAGACCCGCGACGCCGUGGAGGAGCGCGACGCGGACAUGCGGACGCGCCUUGUGAAGGCCACACCACUGAGAGACGCGGAGGAGGAGCAGCUGCAGCUGCUCGGCCAGCGGCACACCGCGGAGGAACUGCGCGACCGCAUUCAGGAGACGGUGCGUGUCCUCUCAAACUUCAAGGACGAACGCGAAGAGGAGCGGACGCGUGAGGAGUACCUGCAGCUGCUGCGCUCCGACGUGAUGGAGCUGUACGAAUACAACGACUUCCUCACCGACGCAAUUCUGCUGCUCUUCCCCCCGGCGGAGGCUGUUGAGUUCUUCGAGGCGAUGGAGAAACCGCGGCCAACGACCAUCCGCGUCAACACACUCAAGGCAAAACGUCGCGACUUGGUGCAGGCGUUGGUGAAGCGCGGCAUGAAUGUUGAACCACUGGAGAAGUGGUCCAAGGUCGGGCUGCAGGUACUCGAGUCGAACGUCCCGAUUGCGGGAACGAUCGAGUACCUCGCCGGCCACUACAUGCUGCAGUCCGCGGUGUCGUUUCUGCCGGUGAUGGCGCUUGCCCCGCAGGAGGACGAGCGCAUCCUCGACAUGGCGGCCGCGCCUGGUGGCAAGACAACCUACAUUGCGCAGCUGAUGAAGAAUACGGGCGUUCUCUUUGCCAAUGACGUGAGCGAGCCCCGUACAAAGUCACUUAACGCGAAUCUGCAGCGCCUCGGCGUGACCAAUGCGGUGGUGACGAACUACGACGGCGCCGGCUACGAUAAGGUAAUGAAGAACUUUGACCGCAUUCUCCUCGAUGCGCCGUGCACAGGAAGCGGUAUCAUCUCCCGCGACAAGAGCAUCAAGACGAGCAAGCACUACGAGGACGUGCAGCGGUCGUCGCAGCAGCAGCGCUCCCUGCUUCUCUCCGCCAUCGACGCGGCGAAGGUGGGCGGCUACGUUGUGUACUCCACCUGCUCGUUCCUUGUGGAGGAGAACGAGGCCGUCGUGGACUUCGCGGUGCGGCGGCGCCACGUGGAGAUUGUCGAGAUGGGCCUCCCGUUCGGACGCCCUGGGCUGACGAAGUACCGCCACCACCGCUUUCACGACAAGAUGCAGAACGCCCGCCGCUUCUUCCCACACGUGCACAACAUGGACGGCUUCUUCGUGUGCAAGCUGAAAAAGUUGUCCAACAAACAGACGGAACUCAGCGGCGCUGCUGGCACGGAGGAGAAGGAGUUGGCGAGUGCCCGACGUGAGAAGGGUGCCACAACGGCUGGCCUCAAGCGGGCCCGGGACGGCACCGCACGCGAUGGGGCGGGGAAGCCAGCGAAACCAAGCCGUGUAAGUGUUCCUCCACCUGCGCGACGCAGUGCCAAGGCACAACGCAGCACGGCGUAA
Messenger RNA from Trypanosoma grayi, 1599 nucleotides. RefSeq names its product nucleolar protein. NCBI's taxonomy places the organism in Eukaryota, Euglenozoa, Kinetoplastea, Trypanosomatida, Trypanosomatidae. Gene Ontology annotation, biological process: maturation of LSU-rRNA; rRNA base methylation. Gene Ontology annotation, cellular component: nucleolus. The record is from RefSeq and is a predicted model, not a curated record. Gene Ontology annotation, molecular function: rRNA (cytosine-C5-)-methyltransferase activity; RNA binding. The coding region runs from base 1 to 1599 and encodes 532 amino acids. The transcript has a single exon.